Molecule: messenger RNA, 2420 nt
Organism: Hypomesus transpacificus
Lineage: Eukaryota; Metazoa; Chordata; Actinopteri; Osmeriformes; Osmeridae
Gene: scoca
Product: short coiled-coil protein a
Exons: 4
Coding region: 370-729 (119 amino acids)
Cellular component (GO): trans-Golgi network
Source: RefSeq, a predicted model, not a curated record
UGUUUGGUGUGUAUGUGUGUGUAUUUCUGUGUGUGUGUAACAGAAAGCCAGUGAGAGACAGGGAGAGAAAAAUAGAUGAACGGAGAAAGCCAAGGGAGUGACCCUGACAAGGGAACAAGGAAGAAAACAAAGAGACGUUAUUGAGAGAAAAAGUGUGUGUGAGAGAGAGAGAAAGUGUGAGAGAGAGAGAGACAGGGAGAGAGAAAGACAAGGUCAUCACGUCUCUCUGCAAGCUUUGGAAGUUAUCGAUAGCACGCUACUCAAAGGGUAGUCUCUGUAGGAAAGAGAGAGAGAGACAAAAAAGGAUAUCCCACUCUACGAGUUUAGAGAGGAAGAGAAAGUAUUCUGAGUUAGCCUCUAGCAUUAGCCAUGGAGUCCCAGGUAGAGGAAGACGAUGGAACCUUCACCAACAUCUCGCUAGCUGACGACACAGUGGACAGAGGAACUGCAGCCCUGUAUAUCAAACAGGACAACGAUCUCUUCGCCAUGAACUGCGACAUGGAUGGAGACAUGGAGAACCAAGUAGAAGUGGAGGAGAAGACGAGGCUUAUCAACCAGGUUCUGGAGCUGCAACACACACUGGAAGACCUAUCGGCAAGGGUGGAUGCCGUCAAGGAGGAGAAUCUCAAGCUGAAAUCGGAGAACCAGGUUCUGGGCCAGUACAUUGAGAACUUGAUGUCGGCCUCCAGUGUGUUCCAGACCACGGACACCAAAAGCAAACGGAAGUAGCCAACAUAAGAGAAUGAUUCUAGAAUCCCAAAACAUAAUUACAUUCUAGGUUGAAGUUACCUCCAACAAAUGAUCCCGUAUCGGAAUGUUUUCUAACUCGUCAACUAGUUAGAGAAGGAUCUCACUUUUGAUCAGAUGUUGAUGGUACUUUGAACCUAGAGGCUCAUAUGCAUCUUGUAAUUAAUCCAUCUCCACUCCUAAACCAACAUAUCCUGGCUCUUUCAGAAUCAUGUGGAAAUGCAUAUUUCCCUCUUCCCAUGAGGUAAUUAUUGAUUUUUUAAGAUGUGAUUGGCCACAGUUCUAGGUUAACUUGGCCAAUCAAGUCAUGUUAAAUUAGUGAAUUCCUUAUAGUGAGGAAGGGGUAUUCUGACAGGGCCCCUGAGUCCAGUUUAUCCUUGAUUGACCUUUACCUCAUAACAUCAACACAAACAUUCAGUCAAAUUUAAUUUAAUUUGUCUUUAAAUCUAUUUUGUUUUAACUUCUUGUUUGUCUGAGGAACCUCAUGUCAUUGUCAUAAUGAUGUCUUACAUAUUUAACUGGUUUGAUCUAGAUUGGAGAUUGGACUGGACAGUGUUAUUGAAUAUAAAUAUUAAGAUAUUUGAAUAGCAUGGGAAAUGUGAUUCAUUAACAUAUUAUUCAAGCACUCCAUGAGAUUUUCUUUGUUUAAUGUUAGCCAAUAGCUAACUAAUAGCUAAAGUGACUAAAUGUCUCACAGCCAGAUGUUCCCACUGGUUGAACACUACUGGCUUAAACUAUGAUUCAGGUGAUGACUGAGCUACUAAUGUACUCAUUCAAAUAUGUUUUUAUGUAUCAUCACUGGUGGUACACAUCCAGUAUGAAUUUAGGCCUUUGUUUUUACGAGAGUGCAAGGCUUUUUCGUUGAUGGAUGGAUGGGUUAGGUGGGGGGCAAGCACAGAAAAACUGAUGUGUAAAAGUGUUUUACAGAUAGUCAUACAGUAAUGUUUCUUGCUGCACAUUAAAAGGUUGCAGACUUAAAACGCUGUGUAAAACUGACUGGUGGUUACAAUAGUUCAGACACUACAGCAUAUCUUUUGGCAGCCUUCAUCUCAGCUGAGGAGAAGAGAUGGGGAAGGUAGCUGGCCCAGCCCUUCCCUUACUGAAACUGUAAAAGAGGAGUAAAUAGGCCUUGAGUGCUAUUGAUCCAAUCACUCAGACCUGUGGAACCCACUCUGCAAGAGAUCCAGACCACACUCUGUCUGAAUCAGUGCAUUAGCAAAGUCAUGUGCUUACCCGAAGCUUCUGUUCCGGAAUUGGAAAAAAAUUUAGGCUUAAAAAAAGAAGAAGAUAUGUAUAUAUAAGGAGUAGUAAAAUAACAGUACAGAAAGGGAAUAUUUCACUUUGGGUGCUAAAAGUAGAUUUAAAGGGAAUUUCUGGAAGGUCCCACUACACAAAAACACAGUGCAUCUCAUAAUGUAUGUUUUAUUAAAUGGAAUUAUUUUGUAUUUUUUUAUGUUCAGCAGUUGUAUAAUGUGCUCCAAUUUCUCCCUCUGUUCUCAGGCAUGUUGAGUAUGCCCCACUACACACAACCUAUGAGACAAACUGCCUUGUGUGUAGAUAAUGUGUAAAUGUUAUGACUGUGUUGACUUUUAACACUUUUUGUUUUAAUAAAAAUACUUUUACUGACUUAAUAUGCCUGUUGUGAUAUUAAAUAAAAAGGCCACAAAAGCUUA